Trichomycterus rosablanca is the source of this 12607-nucleotide messenger RNA. It is a transcript of the gene trrap, whose product is annotated as transformation/transcription domain-associated protein. The transcript has 70 exons. Gene Ontology annotation, cellular component: SAGA complex; nucleus; NuA4 histone acetyltransferase complex. The record is from RefSeq and is a predicted model, not a curated record. Gene Ontology annotation, molecular function: protein binding. Bases 53 to 11557 code for a protein of 3834 amino acids. Lineage: Eukaryota; Metazoa; Chordata; Actinopteri; Siluriformes; Trichomycteridae. Gene Ontology annotation, biological process: DNA repair; regulation of DNA-templated transcription.
AGCUGAUCGAUUGCGGCACUGCAGGCACUGAUCCACCUCUGUUUGAGCCGUCAUGGCGUUUGUGGCUACGCCCAGCGCCACUGUGGUGGAUCAGACCACCCUCAUGAAGAAAUACCUGCAGUUUGUAGCCGCCCUCACUGACAACAACACCCCGGAUGAGACCAAGCUGAAAAUGAUGCAGGAAGUCAGUGAGAAUUUUGAGAAUGUGACCUCCUCGCCGCAGUAUUCGACUUUUCUAGAACACAUUAUUCCUCGCUUUCUGACCUUCCUUCAGGAUGGAGAGGUGCAGUUUCUGCAGGAAAAACCCACUCAGCAAUUACGAAAAUUGGUUCUUGAAAUUAUUCAUCGCAUCCCUACCAACGAGCACCUGCGAGCUCACGUGAAGAACAUCCUCUCAGUGAUGUUUCGCUUUCUGGAGAUUGAAAGUGAGGAGAAUGUGCUCAUCUGUCUGCGCAUCAUCAUCGAACUGCACAAACAAUUCAGACCUCCAAUAUCACAGGAGAUUCAUCAUUUUCUGGAUUUUGUUAAGCAGAUCUACAAAGAUCUGUCCAAAGUAGUGACAAGGUACUUUGAGAAUCCUCAAGUAAUAGCGGAGAACACGGUGCCCUCACCGGAGAUGGUGGGCAUGAUUACUUCAGUUCUGGUGAAAACGGCUCCUGAGCGUGAGGACAGUGAGACCCGCACGCAUACCAUCAUUCCUCGUGGCUCACUGUCUCUCAAGGUCCUGGCUGAGCUGCCCAUCAUUGUGGUGCUCAUGUAUCAGCUGUACAAACUGAAUAUUCACAAUGUGGUGUCGGAGUUUGUGCCUUUGAUCAUGAACACGAUCAUGCUGCAAGUGUCUCCUCAGGCCCGGCAGCACAAAUUGUAUAAUAAAGAGCUGUACGCAGAUUUCAUUGCUGCUCAAAUCAAGACCCUGUCCUUCCUGGCCUACAUCAUCCGCAUCUAUCAGGACCUGGUUGGGAAGUAUUCCCAGCAGAUGGUAAAGGGAAUGCUGCAGCUGCUGUCUAACUGUCCUCCUGAGACUGCUCACCUGCGCAAAGAGCUUCUGAUUGCCGCCAAACACAUCCUCACUACAGACCUGCGCAGUCAAUUCAUUCCAUGCAUGGACAAGCUUUUCGAUGAAUCAAUACUCAUUGGCUCAGGCUACACGGCACGUGAGACUCUUCGGCCACUUGCCUACAGCACAUUGGCAGACUUGGUCCACCAUGUCAGACAGAACCUGCCCCUGACAGACCUCUCGCUGGCUGUUCAACUGUUUGCCAAGAACAUUGAUGACGAGUCCCUGCCCAGCAGCAUCCAGACCAUGUCCUGUAAGCUGCUGCUCAACCUGGUGGACUGCAUCCGCUCGAAGAGUGAACAGGAGAACGGCAAUGGAAGGGACAUCCUCAUGAGAAUGCUGGAGGUGUUUGUGUUGAAAUUCCACACCAUCGCUCGCUAUCAGCUCGUAUCCAUCUUUAAAAAGUGCAAGCCACAGUCAGAGAUAGGAGUAGUGGAUCCAGGGGCAUUGCCUGGUGUCCCAGCAACACCCACAGCCACCACUCCAGCUCUUCCUCCACCUACACCUCCCACGCCGGUCCCUCAGGCUCCUCCCUCUGCUACACCUUUUGACCGAGCAGCCGAAAAAGAGGACAAACAAACUUUCCAAGUAUCAGACUGCCGCAGCCUGGUGAAGACUCUCGUGUGUGGGGUGAAGACCAUUACCUGGGGCAUCACCUCUUGUAAAGCACCAGGCGAGGCUCAGUUUAUUCCUAACAAGCAACUUCAACCCAAAGAGACCCAGAUUUACAUCAAACUUGUCAAAUAUGCCAUGCAGGCUUUGGAUAUUUACCAGGUACAGAUUGCUGGAAACGGGCAGACCUACGUUCGUGUGGCCAACUGUCAAACGGUCCGCAUGAAGGAAGAGAAGGAGGUGUUGGAGCACUUUGCAGGAGUCUUCACCAUGAUGAAUCCACAAACUUUCAAGGAGAUUUUCCAGACCACUGUACCUUACAUGGUUGAGAGGAUUUCUAAAAACUACGCCCUGCAGAUUGUGGCAAACUCCUUCCUGGCUAACCUGUCGACCUCUGCGCUGUUUGCCACUAUCCUAGUGGAGUACCUGUUAGAAAGGCUGCCCGAGAUGGGUUCUAACGUAGAGCUGUCUAAUCUCUACCUCAAACUCUUCAAACUUGUCUUCGGCUCGGUUUCUCUUUUUGCUGCGGAGAACGAACAGAUGCUUAAGCCUCACCUUCAUAAGAUCGUCAACAGCUCCAUGGAACUCGCCCAGUCAGCCAAGGAGCCGUACAACUACUUCUUGUUGCUCAGAGCUCUGUUUCGUUCUAUCGGUGGAGGCAGCCAUGACCUGUUGUAUCAAGAGUUCCUGCCUCUUCUACCCAACCUGCUGCAGGGUUUGAACAUGCUGCAAAGUGGCCUGCAUAAGCAGCACAUGAAGGAUCUGUUUGUGGAGCUAUGUCUGACCGUGCCCGUCAGGCUGAGCUCUCUACUCCCCUACUUGCCCAUGCUGAUGGACCCGCUGGUGUCGGCGCUUAAUGGCUCCCAGACUCUGGUUAGCCAGGGCCUGCGCACCCUCGAGCUCUGUGUGGACAACCUGCAGCCGGACUUCCUUUAUGACCACAUCCAGCCUGUUCGUGCUGAGCUCAUGCAGGCGCUUUGGAAAACUUUGAGGAAUCCAGCUGAUAACAUUUCGCAUGUAGCCUAUCGCGUGCUGGGCAAGUUUGGUGGAAGCAACAGGAAGAUGCUGAAGGAGUCGCAGAGGCUGCAGUAUGUGGUCACUGAGGUGCAAGGCCCCAGCAUUAAAGUGGAGUUUACUGACUGUAAAGCUGCCAUUCAGCUGCCCAUGGAAAAGGCUAUAGAGACGGCUCUGGACUGCCUAAAGAGUGCGAACACUGAGCCAUAUUACAGGCGACAGGCUUGGGAGGUCAUAAAGUGCUUUCUGGUGGCCAUGACCAGCCUGGAUGACAACAAACAUGCCCUGUACCAGCUCCUUGCCCACCCCAACUUUACAGAGAAAUGGAUCCCCAAUGUGAUCAUUUCCCACCGAUACAAGGCUCAGGACACACCUGCACGCAGGACGUUUGAACAAGCCCUGACUGGAGCUUUUAUGUCUGCAGUCAUCAAGGACCUGCGACCCAGUGCCCUGCCCUUCGUCGCCAGUCUUAUCCGCCAUUACACCAUGGUGGCUGUGGCUCAGCAGUGCGGUCCUUUCCUGCUUCCAAGCUAUCAGCUCGGCAGCCAGCCGAGCACAGCCAUGUUCCACAGUGAGGAGAAUGGCUCUAAGGGAAUGGAUCCACUGGUGCUGAUUGAUGCUAUUGCUAUUUGCAUGGCGUAUGAGGAGAAGGAGCUUUGCAAGAUCGGUGAAGUCGCGCUGGCUGUAAUUUUUGAUGUUGCUAGCAUUAUUUUGGGAUCCAAAGAGAGGGCAUGCCAGCUGCCUCUCUUCUCCUACAUCGUUGAACGUCUGUGCGCGUGCUGCUACGAGCAGGCUUGGUAUGCCAAGCUGGGCGGAGUGGUGUCAAUCAAGUUCCUCAUGGAGAGGCUGCCUCUAAUCUGGGUUCUGCAGAACCAGCUUACCUUCCUCAAGGCUCUGCUUUUUGUCAUGAUGGACCUCACAGGCGAGGUGUCUAACGGGGCAGUUGCUAUGGCCAAGACUACUCUGGAGCAGCUGCUGGUGCGCUGCGCUACUCCACUGAAGGAUGAAGAGAAAACCGAGGAGUUGCUGAGCGCUCAGGAUAAGUCCUUUCACAUGGUGACACACGACCUGGUGCGUGAGGUCACCUCACCAAACUCCACCGUGCGCAAACAAGCCAUGCAUUCACUGCAGGUUCUGGCUCAGGUCACCGGCAAAAGUGUCACCAUCAUCAUGGAGCCUCACAAAGAGGUUCUGCAGGACAUGGUUCCUCCUAAGAAACACCUUCUCAGACACCAGCCGGCUAAUGCUCAGAUAGGCCUGAUGGAGGGGAACACAUUUUGCACCACUCUGCAACCCAGACUCUUCACCAUGGAUCUUGGUGUCGUUGAGCACAAGGUCUUCUACACUGAGUUAUUAAAUCUGUGUGAGACUGAGGAUGCCGCCCUGAUGAAGCUGCCCUGUUACAAGAGUCUGCCCUCUUUGGUGCCCCUUCGUAUCGCUGCGCUCAAUGCCCUGGCAGCGUGUAACUACCUCCCUCAGUCCAGAGAGAAGAUUAUUGCGGCGCUCUUCAAGGCCCUCAAUUCUACCAACAGCGAGCUGCAGGAGGCCGGAGAGGCCUGCAUGAGAAAGUUCUUGGAGGGAGCCACUAUUGAAGUGGAUCAGAUCCACACACACAUGCGGCCUCUGCUAAUGAUGCUGGGGGAUUAUCGCAGCCUGACGCUGAACGUGGUAAACAGACUCACUUCAGUUACACGCCUCUUUCCUAAUUCCUUCAACGACAAGUUCUGUGAUCAGAUGAUGCAACACUUGAGGAAGUGGAUGGAGGUGGUCGUGCUCACGCAUAAAGGAGGACAGCGUGGUGACGGCAGUGAGAUGAAGAUCUGCUCAGCCAUCAUAAACCUGUUCCAUCUGAUCCCUGCUGCUCCUCAAACUCUGGUCAAACCCCUGCUGGAGGUGGUGAUGAAGACUGAGCGAGCUAUGCUGAUAGAGGCGGGCAGUCCCUUCCGAGAGCCUUUAAUCAAAUUCCUGACUCGUCAUCCAUCCCAGACAGUCGAACUGUUUAUGAUGGAGGCCACGCUCAACGACCCACAGUGGAGCCGCAUGUUCAUGAGUUUUCUGAAGCAUAAAGAUGCUAAGCCUCUCCGGGACGUGUUGGCCUCCAACCCGAGUCGUUUUGUCCCUCUGCUGGUCCCUGCAGGUACUCCAGGCACAGUGCGGCCUGGUUCACCCUCAACCAGCACGGCUCGUCUCGACCUGCAGUUCCAGGCCAUUAAGAUUAUAAGUAUCAUAGUAAAAAAUGAUGAAGGAUGGCUGGCUGGUCAGCACUCUUUGGUCAGCCAGCUCCGGCGUGUGUGGGUCAGCGAGGCUUUCCAGGAACGGCACCGCAAAGACAACAUGGCCGCCACCAACUGGAAGGAACCUAAGCUGUUAGCGUACUGCCUGCUCAGCUACUGCAAGCGCAACUACUCCGAAGUCGAGCUGCUCUUCCAGCUGUUGCGUGCCUUUACUGGCCGCUUCCUCUGCAACAUGACCUUUCUGAAGGAAUACAUGGAGGAGGAGAUUCCCAAGAACUACAGCAUCGCAAACAAACGCGCCCUCUUCUUCCGCUUUGUCGAUUUCAACGACCCGCAGUUUAAUGAUGAACUCAAAGCCAAGGUGUUGCAGCAUAUUCUUCACCCGGCUUUCCUGCACAGCUUUGAGAAAGGGGAGGGUGAGCAGCUUCUUGGGCCCCCAAACCCAGAGGGUGACAACCCCGAAAGCAUCACGAGUGUCUUUAUCACUAAGGUGCUGGACCCAGAGAAGCAGGCUGACUUGCUGGACUCGCUGAGGAUCAACCUGCUGCAGUUCUCCACGCUGCUGGUGGAACAUGCGCCUCACCACAUUCACGAUAACAAUAAGAGCAGGAACAGCAAGCUGAGGCGCCUCAUGACCUUUGCCUGGCCCUGCCUACUUCCAAAAGCCUGCGUGGACCCGGCCUGCAAAUACAGUGGGCACUUGCUCCUGGCCCACAUCAUUGCCAAAUUCGCCAUACACAAGAAGAUUGUGCUGCAGGUGUUCCACAGUCUGCUUAAGGCUCACACUAUGGAAGCCCGUGCCAUUGUGCGGCAAGCCAUGGCCAUCCUCACUCCAGCCGUGCCUGCCCGUAUGGAGGACGGUCACCAAAUGCUCACCCACUGGACUCGCAAGAUCAUCGUAGAGGAGGGACACACCGUGCCACAGCUAGUGCAUAUACUGCACCUUAUCGUCCAACACUUCAGGGUUUACUACCCAGUGAGGCACCAUCUUGUGCAGCACAUGAUCAGUGCCAUGCAGAGGUUGGGCUUCACUCCAAGUGUCACUAUCGAGCAAAGGAAGCUGGCUGUGGAUCUGGCUGAGGUGGUCAUCAAAUGGGAGCUGCAGCGCAACAAAGAUCAGCAGCCUGAGUCCGACAGUGAUACGAGCGCAGGCGGCGAGGGAACAAGUUCGGGUGCUAUGAAGCGGGGCGCAUCAGUUGACUCAGGUCAAGAUGUGAAGCGAUUCCGCACAGCCACCGGGGCAGUGGGCACGGUGUUUGGCCGCAGUCAGUCGAUGCCUGGCACUGAGGCGCUGCUCACCAAGCCAGUGGAAAAGCAGCACACGGACACCGUUGUCAACUUUCUGAUCCGCAUCGCCUGCCAGGUGAACGAUACCAACAGUGUAGCUGGAUCUCCUGGUGAACUGCUGUCACGUCGCUGUGUGAAUUUGAUGAAGAUGGCCCUCAGGCCGGACAUGUGGCCACGUGCUGAGCUCAAACUGCAGUGGUUUGACAAGCUGCUCAUGACUGUUGAGCAGCCCACCCAAGCCAACUUUUCCAACAUCUGCACCGGAUUGGAGAUCUUGAGUUUCCUGCUGACCGUUCUGCAGUCUCAGGCCAUCCUGGCCCACUUUAAGCCUCUGCAGAGAGGCAUUGCUGCCUGCAUGACCUGUACCAACACCAAAGUCCUGCGUGCUGUCCACUCACUGCUCUCCAAACUCAUGAGCAUCUUCCCCACUGAGCCCAGUACGUCUUCAGUCGCUUCAAAGUAUGAGGAGUUGGAAUGUCUGUACGCUGCUGUAGGAAAAGUCAUUUAUGAAGGUCUUACCAAUUACGAGAAAGCCACCAGUGCCAACCCCACCCAGUUGUUUGGAACCCUGAUGAUCCUGAAGUCCGCCUGCAGCUUUAACUCCAGCUACAUCGACCGCCUCAUUUCUGUCUUCAUGCGCUCGCUGCAGAAGAUGGUACGAGAGCACCUGAGCCCACAGACCAGCUCCGGAGCUACAGAGACCAGUGCAGUCACCAGUGAGCUGGUCAUGCUGAGUCUGGAUCUGGUGAAGACCAGGCUGUCUGUGAUGAACAUGGAGAUGAGGAAGAACUUUAUCCAGGUCAUCCUUACCUCUCUGAUUGAGAAAUCACCUGACCCGAAGGUCCUGCGUGCUGUGGUGAAGAUUGUGGAGGAGUGGGUGAAAAACAACUCGCCCAUGGCUGUCAACCAGAUGCCCAAUCCAAGAGAGAAGUCCAUCCUGCUGGUGAAAAUGAUGACCUACAUUGAGAAGCGCUUUCCAGAUGACCUUGAAUUAAACGCCCAGUUUCUGGACCUCGUUAAUUACGUCUACAGGGAUGAAAGCCUGUCGGGAAGUGACAUCACAUCCAAGCUCGAGCCGGCCUUCCUUUCAGGGUUGCGCUGUGCCCAGCCGCUGAUCAGAGCGAAGUUCUUUGAGGUGUUUGAUGCUUCCAUGAAGCGGCGUGUCUAUGAGAGGCUCCUCUAUAUCUGCUGCUCUCAGAACUGGGAAGCCAUGGGCAAUCACUUCUGGAUUAAGCAGUGCAUUGAGCUUCUGUUGGCCGUGUGUGAGAAGGGCACAAUUAUUGGCACCAGCUGCCAGGGCUCCAUGCUGCCCUCCAUCACCAAUGUCAUCAACCUGGCCGACAGCCAUGACCGUGCCGCCUUUGCCAUGGCAACACACAUCAAACAGGAGCCACGCGAGAGGGAGAACAGCGAGACCAAAGAGGAGGAUGUAGAGAUAGACAUUGAGCUAGCCCCCGGAGAUCAGACCAGUCUGCCCAAAACCAAGGAGCAGGCAGAACGAGAUGCUGGCAACCAGCUGCACAUGCUCACCAACCGCCACGACAAGUUCCUGGACUCCCUUCGAGAGGUCAAGACUGGAGCUUUGUUAAAUGCACUGGUGCAGCUGUGUCACAUCUCCACUCCGCUGGCUGAGAAGACGUGGGUUCAGCUCUUCCCUCGCCUCUGGAAGAUCCUGUCAGACCGCCAGCAGCAUGCCCUGUCGGGGGAGGUGGGCCCAUUCCUGUGCAGCGGAAGUCACCAGGCACAGCGAGACUGCCAGCCCAGCGCUCUCAACUGCUUCGUGGAGGCCAUGUCACAGUGCGUACCCCCCAUUUCCAUCAGGCCCUGCGUGCUGAAGUACCUGGGAAAGACUCACAACCUGUGGCUGCGAUCCACACUCAUGCUGGAACAGCAGGCUUUCGAAAAAGGUCUCAGCCUUCACAUCAAGCCCAAACAGAGCACCGAGUUCUACGAGCAGGAGAGCAUCACCCCACCACAGCAGGAGAUUCUGGACUCGCUGGCCGAGCUGUACUCACUGCUGCAGGAGGAGGACAUGUGGGCAGGCCUGUGGCAGAAGCGCUGUAAGUUUCCAGAGACGAGCACAGCCAUCGCCUACGAGCAGCAUGGCUUCUUUGAACAGGCACAAGAGAGCUAUGAGAAGGCCAUGGAAAAAGCUCGGAAAGAACAUGAGAGGACCAAUACUUCUCCUGCAAUCUUUCCUGAGUACCAGCUGUGGGAGGAUCACUGGAUCCGCUGCUCUAAAGAACUGAACCAGUGGGAGGCAUUGACUGAGUACGGCCAGUCGAAAGGGCACACAAACCCAUACCUGGUGCUGGAAUGUGCCUGGAGAGUGUCCAACUGGGCUGCCAUGAAGGAGGCACUGGUGCAGGUGGAGCUGAGCUGUCCAAAAGAGAUGGCGUGGAGGGUGAACAUGCACCGCGGCUACCUGGCCAUCUGCCAUCCGGAGGAGCAGCAACUCAACUUUAUUGAGCGGCUGGUGGAGAUGGCCAGCAGCCUGGCAAUCCGAGAGUGGCGCAGACUGCCUCAUAUCGUCUCUCAUGUCCACACCCCUCUGCUGCAGGCUGCCCAGCAGAUUAUUGAGCUCCAGGAGGCGGCUCAGAUUAACACGGGCCUCCAGCCGAGCAACCUGGGUCGCAACACCAGCCUGCAUGAUAUGAAGACCGUGGUGAAGACGUGGAGGAACCGGCUGCCCGUCGUGUCUGAUGAUCUCUCGCACUGGAGCAGCAUCUUCAUGUGGCGCCAGCACCACUAUCAAGCCAUCGUGUCAGCUUAUGAGAGCAACAAUCAACACGACCCCAACAACAACAACGCUAUGCUGGGCGUCCACGCGUCAGCUUCAGCCAUCAUCCAGUACGGCAAGAUCGCCCGCAAGCAGGGCCUGGUUAACGUGGCCCUGGACAUUUUGAGCCGGAUUCACACCAUCCCCACCGUUCCCAUCGUCGACUGCUUUCAGAAGAUCCGGCAGCAGGUGAAGUGCUACCUGCAGCUGGCUGGAGUGAUGGGCAAGAACGAGUGCAUGCAGGGACUGGAGGUCAUCGAGUCCACCAAUCUGAAGUACUUCACCAAGGAGAUGACCGCUGAAUUCUAUGCACUCAAGGGCAUGUUUUUAGCCCAGAUCAAUAAAUCUGAGGAAGCCAACAAGGCCUUCUCAGCGGCUGUGCAGAUGCAUGACGUGCUGGUGAAGGCCUGGGCCAUGUGGGGCGACUACUUGGAGAACAUCUUUGUGAAAGAUCGCCAGCUGCACCUGGGUGUGUCGGCCAUCACCUGCUACCUCCAUGCCUGCCGGCAUCAGAACGAAAGCAAGUCACGCAAGUACCUCGCCAAGGUGCUGUGGUUGCUGAGUUUUGAUGAUAAGAACACACUGGCUGAUGCUGUGGAUAAGUACUGCAUUGGGGUGCCACCAAUCCAGUGGUUGGCUUGGAUCCCUCAACUCCUGACCUGUCUGGUGGGCUCAGAAGGAAAGCCUCUCCUGAAUCUCAUCAGCCAGGUGGGACGUGUCUACCCUCAGGCUGUGUACUUUCCAAUCCGAACCCUGUACCUGACGCUGAAGAUCGAGCAGAGGGAGCGCUACAAGAGCGACUCGGGACAGCAGCAGCCAAGCUCAGUGGGGGCCCAGUCUCACUCAGCAUCAGAUCCAGGCCCCAUCCGGGCCACAGCGCCCAUGUGGCGCUGCAGCCGCAUCAUGCACAUGCAGCGAGAGCUGCACCCCACCCUACUGUCAUCUUUGGAGGGUAUCGUGGACCAGAUGGUGUGGUUCCGAGAGAACUGGCACGAGGAGGUGCUGCGGCAGCUUCAGCAGGGUCUGGCUAAGUGCCACUCGGUGGCGUUCGAGAAGAGCGGCGCAGUAUCUGACGCUAAAAUCACGCCACACACGCUGAACUUCGUGAAGAAGCUGGUGAGCACUUUCGGCGUGGGAUUGGAGAAUGUCUCUAACGUCUCCAACAUGUUCUCCAGCGCCGCGUCAGAGUCCCUGGCACGACGAGCCCAGGCCACUGCCCAGGACCCUGUGUUCCAGAAAAUGAAGGGCCAAUUUACAACAGAUUUUGACUUCAGCGUUCCCGGCUCUAUGAAGCUGCACAACCUCAUCUCCAAACUGAAGAAAUGGAUCAAGAUUCUGGAGGCCAAGACCAAGCAGCUGCCAAAGUUCUUUUUGAUCGAGGAGAAAUGCCGCUUCCUUAGCAACUUCUCGGCUCAGACGGCUGAGGUGGAGAUCCCAGGAGAGUUCCUCAUGCCCAAGCCCACGCACUACUACAUCAAAAUAGCAAGGUUCAUGCCGAGGGUCGAGAUAGUUCAGAAGCACAACACGGCCGCUCGCCGGCUCUACAUCCGCGGCCACAACGGGAAGAUCUACCCGUACCUGGUGAUGAACGAUGCCUGUCUGACGGAGUCACGCAGAGAGGAGCGAGUCCUGCAGCUCUUACGUCUGCUCAACCCUUGCUUAGAAAAGCGGAAGGAAACCACCAAGAGACAUCUCUUCUUCACAGUGCCCAGGGUGGUGGCCGUGUCUCCUCAGAUGCGUUUGGUUGAAGAUAACCCCUCCUCUCUGUCUCUGGUGGAGAUCUACAAACAGCGCUGCGCUAAGAAAGGCAUCGAGCACGACAACCCAAUCUCACGCUAUUAUGACAGAUUGGCCACGGUACAGGCCAGAGGAACACAGGCCAGUCAUCAGGUACUGCGGGAUAUUUUAAAGGAGGUGCAGGGGAACAUGGUUCCUCGGAGCAUGCUCAAAGAAUGGGCUCUGCACACCUUCCCCAAUGCUACUGACUACUGGACCUUCCGCAAGAUGUUCACCAUCCAACUGGCCCUAAUCGGCCUGGCCGAGUUCAUGCUGCACCUCAACCGCCUCAACCCGGAGAUGCUGCAGAUCGCUCAGGACACAGGAAAGCUUAAUGUCUCCUACUUCCGCUUUGACAUCAAUGAUGCCACCGGUGAUCUGGAUGCCAACCGGCCUGUUCCCUUCCGCCUGACGCCCAACAUCUCAGAAUUUCUUACCACCAUUGGUGUGUCUGGUCCCCUCACCGCCUCCAUGAUCGCCGUCGCUCGCUGUUUCGCCCAGCCCAACUUUAAGGUGGAUGGCAUUCUGAAAGCGGUACUAAGAGAUGAGGUCAUCGCAUGGCAUAAAAAGACUCAGGAGGACACGUCCAUGCCACUGUCUCCUGCUGGACAACCAGAGAACAUGGACAGCCAGCAGUUGGUGGCACUGGUCCAGAAGGCUGUGACGGCCAUCAUGACACGCCUGCACAACCUGGCUCAGUUUGAAGGAGGAGAGAGUAAAGUGAACACUCUGGUCGCGGCUGCUAACAGCCUGGACAACCUGUGUCGCAUGGACCCUGCCUGGCACCCGUGGCUCUAGAAACACCAUGGAAAAAAUAAUGCACCAUGGGAAAAGGCCUUAAUUCACUCCCAUAUCUCAGACAGAGUGAAACCAUCACUGUGAAGCAGUUUGCUUGAAUGUCAGGGUUUAUUGUGUCUGUUGGCACAUCCGGUGAAACACGCUGGGUUUUCGUUAACCUGUAGGACUUUUUUUGGUAGGUAGGAUGAAAUGAUGUGCAAAUCGUAAUUGUGGGGAAAAUGAAUUAAGUUAUUGUGAGUUGUGUUAUAGAGGGCUUUCUUUCAGCCGAUCAUUCUCACCACCGUUAAAAGCAGCUAUGUGCUUAAAAGAGCAAUACACUUCUUUUUAUGACAACUACAGCUGAGAAAAAGUGCUGGACUUUUGUUUGAUAGAAAGAGCAUUUGAAUUGGCUCUACAGGUUGAAUAUUCUGUGUCGUUACCCCAGUUUCUGUGGUUUUUACUGUUCCCCCAGUCUCAGGUUUGAGAGCUUGUUUUCAUAAAUCUGCUAGUCAGUCACAUUUAGCAUUGUGCUUUGUAUUUUUUUUUUUAUUUGUGACUUCUGACGUAUAUGAAUUAAGCACAUCGUUGUUGAUUAUGUACAUCAUGUGAAUUAUAUUAUAGUAAAUUAUAUCCAUAGGUUCCCCUUUUCAGUUUAAUACUAAGCUAGUUCUUUUGGUGUGGAUUUCUAUGAACUGCACGACUGUCAAAUCCUUAUUAAGUCCCCUUGUCAUGUCUGUGAUCUGACAGAUUCUGUAAAAACAAAGCACAUUGAUUUAUUAUCAUACAGAACUAAGCAAUAGACGUGAUUAUUCAUGUUUUACCAGGCAAACGUUUUAUAAAACCAGCCAUUCAUACUACACAGAAAAUGAAGUAUUAAGCCUCUACCAAAAACGUUAACUCUUAGUUUCAGUGCCCUCUUAAAUGUUUCUAUGUUGCUGAUAGAUGUAGACACAUUUGUACAUGUCCUCACGUUUUCUAAUGGUACGCUACACUGUGCCAAUCCAAGAACUGUUACUGAACAAUGUAAAUAUGCAUUUUGUUUUAAAUAAAAUGCUCUUUUUAGAAAAUGAA